This is a messenger RNA of Bradysia coprophila, 1171 nucleotides long. RefSeq names its product LIM/homeobox protein Awh-like. Gene Ontology annotation, cellular component: nucleus. The record is from RefSeq and is a predicted model, not a curated record. Gene Ontology annotation, molecular function: RNA polymerase II transcription regulatory region sequence-specific DNA binding; DNA-binding transcription factor activity, RNA polymerase II-specific. NCBI's taxonomy places the organism in Eukaryota, Metazoa, Arthropoda, Insecta, Diptera, Sciaridae. Gene Ontology annotation, biological process: regulation of transcription by RNA polymerase II; neuron differentiation.
ACUUCAUCAUGUACAUCUUAUAUGUACGUCAUAUCAUUCGCAACGUAGAUUCAACAUUUAAUUAGAGGAACUAAGUCAUCUGUUGUCGACAGCGACGGCCAAAAUAAACGAUGAGUUAUAUGGUUAAUUGGAUCAUACAUAGGAGAAUUUAUAAACCAAUGUAAAAGAUUUCUGUUUACGUGUUUAGAGUACUUAGAUCAAAAAAGUAAAAGAUUCGAUUAAUGUAAUAGUUAAAAGCUUGCCGUCUGAGAAAGAGUGUAUCAAUUUAGUGCUACAUAGACAUCGGAAAAGCAAACUUGCAUGGAAUGUGGAAUUCAUAUUUUCGACGAAUAUUCACUCGGAUUUGAAGGAUCAUCCUGGCACAAAGACUGUAUAAAAUGCUGUUUAUGCUUAAAGCCGCUUAUCGAAUCGACAAAAUGCUUCAUGAAAGAUAAUCGACUCUACUGUCGAGAAGACUAUAUAAACACUUUUUCCAAGAAAUGUUCAAAAUGUUUCCGUCCAAUAACAUCCAUGGAUUGGGCUCGUCGAGCCAAAAACCUAAUAUUCCAUCUAGCAUGUUUUUCGUGUGACCUAUGCGAUCGACAACUUUCAACUGGUGAAGAUUUUGCAUUAAUGGCCGAACAGAUCUUAUGCCGCGAACACUAUUUAGAAACAGUUGAAGUAGAGACAGGGUCUAGUGACGGAAGUAUUGUCGGCGAAGAUGGUAACAAAAAGAAAAUCAAAAGAAUUCGAACAGCAUUUACCGAAGAACAACUCGAGGUUCUGCAAUCAAACUUUCAAAUCGAUUGCAAUCCAGAUGGUCAGGAUUUAGAACGUAUCGCUCUUAAUGCUGGAUUAAGUAAGCGUGUCACACAAGUUUGGUUUCAAAACGCUCGGGCUCGUCAGAAGAAGCAUUCAUACUUUGGAAAGCGAAAAAAUCCAUACCCUAUGAACGGAGACAGUUCUUACACAUCGUGUCAUUUGAAUAGUUUUGUACAAAAUCAACAAAUAGGAUCACAUACAUCACUAAACGUUCAACUUCAGGGCAGUGUGCUGUUAUAAAGAACUUAAGCACGGAGAACCUGAAAGGAAUGUGCUCUCUUUUUGAAAUUGCAAUAAUUUUAAAAAUCAAAAUUUGUAAAUAGAAAAAUGCCGCAAUAUUACGUAAUAAUAAAGAUGAUUUUACUACAGA